Molecule: messenger RNA, 2457 nt
Organism: Callorhinchus milii (elephant shark)
Lineage: Eukaryota; Metazoa; Chordata; Chondrichthyes; Chimaeriformes; Callorhinchidae
Gene: cep57l1
Product: centrosomal protein 57, like 1
Exons: 11
Coding region: 105-1586 (493 amino acids)
Cellular component (GO): centrosome
Molecular function (GO): identical protein binding; gamma-tubulin binding; microtubule binding
Source: RefSeq, a predicted model, not a curated record
UGACUGGUGACGGUGUUUUGUGGCAAACUGUAAAUGAUGGAAUCAAGAUAUUAUGUUGGCCUCAUCUGGGACUCUGGAUUUGGGGGGGGAUUCAUUUCAAGAGUAUGGACUCUCCAUUCAAACAUAGCUUUACAGGAAGUUACUGUCAGCCGCCAAGCCUGGAGAAAAUUUCAGUGCCCACUGCUGGUGUUGAACAAAGGCCAGUCUCUAAUCAAGUGGACCUCGCCAUGGAGAGAACAUCUGAAAGCAUUGGUGUGAUCGAUUUAGGUCUAAAUAGCAAAGCAGUGGCAUCUGCUUUGAAAAGCCUUCAGGAAAAGAUUUGGUGCAUGGAAGUGGAGCGAACAAAAGCUGAACAAAACCUAAAGCGUUUGGGUCUUGAGGCCAGUCAAUAUAAAAACGCUUUGGAGCAAGAAAAGAAGGAGGUCGUUAAUGUCAAGAGUCAAGUAACUAAUGAAAUUUGUGCUCAACUGGCAACUGUUGAAGGUCGGUGCUCACUGCUCGAGAAACAGCUUGACUAUAUGAGGAAUAUGGUGGUACAAGCAGAAACUGAAAAGAAUAUUUUACUGGAAAAGCAGGCCUCAUUGCAGUUGGAAAGGUACUGGGAUAAUGCAGAACUGCAAUCAAAGCUAGAAAAGCUGGAAAUCCUAGAACAAGACUGUUUCAAAGUUAAUGCAACACAGGACAGAGCCGAGAAUAAGAUUCAUGAACUAGAGCUGAAACUUCAAGAGGAAGAACAUCAACGUAAACUAAUACAAGAUAAAGCAGCUCAGCUGCAGACCGGACUUGUAAUGAAUCAAAUACUCAUGGAGUCAACCUCUGCAAGAAUGAAAAAGAAAAAGAAGAAAAAGCAAGGAAGUGGGAAGAUCAGUACAGGGCAAGAAUACAUUCGACCGCCUAGUGCAUGGCCUAAACUUGCAGACUUUCCAUUUGUUGCUGGGAAGUCCACCAGUCACAGUCACUCUGUCACAGCAAAUGUGCAGAAUGUUUUCCAUUUGAUGAAAUACCAUAAUACAAAGAUUAACGAUGGAAACCAGAGGCCCCCUGAGCGAAGAACUUUUACGAAUUCAGGGGAGAGAAGUUACGACAGCAAUACUUUGAAGAAUGAAGCACCGAGAUCUGUGUCAUCUUGUUCCUCCUGCACACCAUCUGAAGGGUUAUCUGAACUCCUCCUCGCAUUACAGGAUGAGCUGGGUCAAAUGAGCUUUGAGCAUCAAGACCUCCUAAAACAGAUACAGGAGACCAAAAAUACUAACGUUCGGGAAGACUUGGAACGGGAACUGGACUCUCUAGUAAAACGGAUGGAAAGGAAAGGGGACCAGAUUUGUAAACUUAAAAAACACCAAAACAAUGUUGAGAAAUUGAGACAAAAGGCAAGAAAACUGAAGCGGCAGGCAGCCAGCGUGAAGAAGAGAGCAAAAGAUUUAGAUGGAAUGAAUGAGCUGCCAGUUAUCCCCAGGGGAACAGAAUUUUCAGCCAAAACAACUUCUGCUCUUGGGCAGAAAGGAAAAGAAAGCCUUCAGCUGCUUAAGAAUGCACAGAAACUGCAGAUGACCUUGAAGAAAGAUGACAUUGUGUGGGACCAAUGAGGGCUGUUGUACAAAAAGUACAGGCUAUAAAUUGGAUUUAGGAUUUAAGUCACCAACAAUACUGAGAAGCACUUAAAAAUUGUAGAUAUUUUGGUCUAGUUUUUGCAUAUUUCCUUUUAUUCAUUGUUUCAUAAAGGAUCUGUUCAUGUUUUAAAAUAGACUUUUCCUACUGCGGUGAAUUGCUUUUAAAUUUAAGGGCUAAUCUGUUCAGGUUUUGUCUGUCUUUCUAUACUCAUACAUUAUUAAUCUGUUUUAUGUAAAUGACUUGCAAUAUGCACUUGGGGUAACUUAUCUGCUGGAAUAUUCUUGUUGAGUUAGAUUACUGAUUUUCAAUUUUUGAAGUGCAUGAAUUGUUGCUUAUGAAUGCAAAAAUACUAAUAAAAAUCAAUUUUGCAUAACAUCGCCAUGUCUAAUUCUCAUUGCUUUCUUGAAUAUAUACAUUUUACAAAAAUGUAUUACUAUGCAUUGUUUUCUUUCCCCGAGGAUAGCCAGUGACCUACUUCCCAUUUUGUGUAUGGGGCUCUUAUACAGAAUUUGCUAGUAGUACGUUAUCGCGAGCUGGUGACCAAAGGCUUUUCAUUUCACUGUUGUGCUGUUUCUUGCUCAAAGCUACCUAUGUCGAUGCAGGAAUACUCUUCUUGCUGUUCAUUUCUCGCAGUUCUUGCUGAUCGUUCCUCACACACUUACUCUGUUGGCUAUUUCUUAUCUUUGCUAGCUUUUAGAAGGAUGACAUUUAAGACCUUAGACCUACAUUACCUGGCCCAAGAUAUUCUGGGAGCAGAUUAAAAUUAAAUUGUUUUGAUCCUCCUCACUCAUUGGGUAAAAUACUAUUCUGCAAUAACUAAGCAUUAAAUAUUAUUUUCAUACUCCA